This is a messenger RNA of Lolium rigidum, 383 nucleotides long. RefSeq lists its product as uncharacterized. The coding region runs from base 33 to 383 and encodes 116 amino acids. The transcript has a single exon. NCBI's taxonomy places the organism in Eukaryota, Viridiplantae, Streptophyta, Magnoliopsida, Poales, Poaceae. The record is from RefSeq and is a predicted model, not a curated record.
GCAGAGAGCUAGUAGGCAAGGUCUUCUGACUGAUGGGGAACUGCACGGCGUCGUCGCGGCACGCCGUCGAGUCAUGGGCGGACGACGGCGAGUGGGAGUGGGAGGAGGCGUCGUCAUCGUCGUCCGACAAGCACCACCACCGUGCGUCGGAGGAGGAGCACACAGAGGUGACGAUCAGGAUCACCAAGAGGCAGCUGCAUGAGCUGAUGGAGAGGAAGGCGUCCGGCGGCGGUGACGGGAAGACCCGGAAGCUACUGGAGGAUAUCAUGAACUCCGGGGAGGUGCACCACCAUGACCAGCACAGGGACGAGCACUGGCGGCCCGCCCUGCAGAGCAUCCCCGAGGCCGGCGAGUCGUCGUCGGCUGGUCCAUGCAUCUCGUGA